AUGGCAACCUCAAUUGCCUCCUUACCUUCAGAGGACCAAAUGAAAACCCUCAUAAAACAAAAUGUCAAACGAACACGAUCCCUUUUCGCAGAUACCGAAUCAAUCCCCGAUCCAAAAUCUACAGAAACCGCAGAUAAAUUAGCAUUAGUAGGAAGAGUACACGCCGAAUACGAUCAUGUCCGAGAACUACCGCCUGCAUUAGCUGCGAAACAAGCUGCUGCAGCUGGAAACAGGAGGAAGAAGACUAAAGUACAAGCUGCGGAUGGAGAAUCAGCUGCCGACAAUAAUACGAUGAAGAUGAUCGAGGGAAUUCCAUCACGGAGUGAGAAUUCUGGGGCUGGAAGUAGCACCAGUCUUAUAAUCAGAGGCAAAGAUACGCCACCUAAUGCGAACGGUCCCUCAAUUUCUACAGCGCAAAGUAAUCUACCAUAUAGCAGUUUGGUGCGCAAACAAAACUUUGUCCAGCCAAAACCAGAAUGGCACGCCCCGUGGAAACUUAUGCGCGUAAUAUCUGGACAUUUGGGAUGGGUACGCGCUCUUGCUGUUGAACCAGAGAAUCGUUGGUUUGCAUCUGGAGCUGGAGACCGCACAAUUAAAAUAUGGGAUUUGGCGACUGGAGGGUUAAAACUUACAUUGACGGGACAUAUUUCGACAGUGAGGGGAUUAGCAGUUAGUCCGAGACAUCCAUACUUGUUUAGUUGUGGGGAGGAUAAGAUGGUUAAGUGUUGGGAUUUGGAGACGAAUAAGGUGAUACGACAUUAUCAUGGACAUUUGAGUGGUGUUUAUACUUUGAGUUUACAUCCUACCUUGGAUGUAUUGGUUACUGGAGGUAGAGAUGGUGUUGCGAGAGUCUGGGAUAUGAGGACGAGGAGUAAUAUUCACGUACUCUCAGGUCAUAAGGGCACAGUAUCGGAUCUGAAGUGUCAAGAAGCAGAUCCACAAGUCAUCACUUCAUCUCUAGAUUCCACAGUCCGAUUAUGGGAUUUAGCAGCUGGAAAAAGCAUGGGUGUACUUACACAUCACAAGAAAGGUGUUCGAGCACUAGCCAUCCAUCCCAAAGAAUUUACAUUCGCAAGUGGAAGUGCGGGAAGCAUUAAACAAUGGAAAUGCCCAGAGGGAGCCUUUAUGCAAAAUUUCGACGGUCAAAAUGCCAUUAUCAACACUCUCAGCGUAAACGAAGACAACGUAUUAUUUUCAGGAGGAGAUAACGGAUCCAUGUCUUUCUGGGAUUGGAAAACUGGCCAUAGAUAUCAAGCACUUGAUUCUAUUGCUCAACCCGGUUCGCUAGAUGCAGAAGCUGGAAUUUUCACCUCGUUGUUUGAUAAAACGGGUUUGAGAUUGAUGACCGGUGAGGCGGAUAAAACCAUAAAAGUAUGGAAACAAGACGAACUCGCAACUCCCGAAUCACACCCCCUCGAAUGGAAACCCGAGCUCGGUAGACGAAAAUUCUAA
Sclerotinia sclerotiorum 1980 UF-70 is the source of this 1452-nucleotide messenger RNA. RefSeq lists its product as hypothetical. The coding region runs from base 1 to 1452 and encodes 483 amino acids. The transcript is spliced from 2 exons. Gene Ontology annotation, cellular component: precatalytic spliceosome; Prp19 complex; catalytic step 2 spliceosome. Gene Ontology annotation, biological process: mRNA splicing, via spliceosome. Gene Ontology annotation, molecular function: protein binding. NCBI's taxonomy places the organism in Eukaryota, Fungi, Ascomycota, Leotiomycetes, Helotiales, Sclerotiniaceae. The record is from RefSeq and is a predicted model, not a curated record.